AUGUCACUUGGUCUUCGUCCUCGUUUGAAAGCUCGGCCCUCAUUUUUAGACUUGAUCCAAAUUCAACAUAUUGAUACCUUGUCAAUAGCUCCAGUUGAGCUUAAUCAAGAACCAUUACCACAACUGCCACUAUCGCCCCCUCCAACAACAAUACAAUUCGCAUUUUCGAAAUCAAGUAAAGAGAUUGCCAAGAUGGCUCCCCAAAGAGAUGCUGAUGGAGAAGAACAAUUUGGUUCAAUCUACUCCGUAUCAGGUCCUGUCGUGGUGGCAGAGAAUAUGAUCGGAGUAGCUAUGUACGAGUUGGUUCGAGUCGGUCACGAUAACCUUGUCGGUGAAGUUAUUCGAAUCGAAGCGGAUAGAGCGACCAUUCAAGUAUACGAGGAGACAGCUGGUGUUACCGUUGGCGACCCCGUUGUGCGUACUGGAAAGCCUUUGUCGGUGGAGUUGGGGCCAGGUCUUAUGGAAACAAUUUACGAUGGUAUUCAAAGACCUCUCAAAGCUAUCGCAGACGUUUCCAACAGCAUUUAUAUUCCUCGAGGUAUUUCCGCGCCGGCUUUAAACAGAGAAAAGGAUUGGGACUUUAAGCCUAUUAUGAAAGUUGGAGACCACAUUACUGGCGGAGACAUUUGGGGCACAGUCUACGAAAACUCUCUCUUGGAUGAUCACAAAAUCCUUUUUCCACCGAGGGCUAGGGGUACCAUUACACGCAUUGCCGAAAAAGGAAGCUACAAGGUUGACCAGAAGAUCCUCGAGGCUGAAUUCGAUGGCAAGAAGACCGAAUAUAGCAUGAUGCACACUUGGCCUGUACGUGUGCCACGACCAACUACCGAGAAAUUGGCAGCAGAUAAACCAUUUAUUGUUGGUCAACGUGUAUUGGAUGCUCUCUUCCCGAGUGUUCAAGGAGGAACCGUCGCUAUUCCUGGUGCUUUCGGAUGCGGUAAGACUGUUAUUAGUCAAUCUGUUUCCAAGUUCUCGAACAGUGAUAUUAUUAUAUACGUCGGAUGUGGAGAGCGCGGUAAUGAGAUGGCUGAAGUUUUGAUGGAUUUCCCCGAGCUCUCCAUUGAAAUCGAUGGACGUAAAGAGCCUAUCAUGAAGCGUACGACACUUAUUGCCAACACCUCCAAUAUGCCUGUCGCCGCUCGUGAAGCUUCUAUUUACACGGGAAUUACGGUAGCUGAAUAUUUUCGCGAUCAGGGAAAGGAUGUUGCCAUGAUGGCUGAUUCUACUUCUCGUUGGGCUGAGGCUCUUCGUGAAAUUUCUGGUCGUUUGGGAGAAAUGCCUGCUGAUCAAGGUUUCCCUGCUUACCUUGGUGCCAAACUUGCUAGUUUCUACGAACGUGCUGGUAAAGUUCAAGCUCUUGGUAGUCCCGAUCGUGAGGGUAGUGUCAGUAUUGUUGGUGCCGUCAGCCCCCCUGGAGGUGAUUUCUCAGAUCCUGUGACCAGUAGUACUUUGGGUAUUGUGCAAGUCUUCUGGGGUCUCGACAAGAAGCUUGCUCAACGUAAACAUUUCCCUUCCAUUAACACCUCGGUCAGUUACAGCAAAUAUACCGGCGUUCUUGACAAAUACUACGAGAAAGAUUUCCCCGAGUUCCCCAGACUUCGAGAUCGUAUCAAGCAACUUUUGACUGAUUCGGAAGAAUUAGACCAAGUUGUACAAUUGGUCGGAAAGUCAGCAUUGUCUGACCCUGACAAGAUUACUUUGGAUGUAGCAGCGUUGAUCAAGGAAGAUUUCUUGCAACAAAAUGGUUACAGUGAUUAUGAUCAAUUCUGCCCUAUCUGGAAAACCGAAUGGAUGAUGAAGGCAAUGAUGGGAUUCCAUGAUGAGGCUCAAAAGGCAAUUGCACAAGGUCAAAGUUGGAACAAAGUACGUGAAGCCACCUCAGAGCUUCAAUCCCAGUUGAGAAGCAUGAAGUUCGAGGUUCCAAGUGAAGGCGAGGAGAAGAUCACAAAGAAGUACGAGGAUCUUGUUCAAGCUAUGACCGAUAAGUUCGCUUCAGUCACCGACGAAUAG
Messenger RNA from Sclerotinia borealis F-4128, 2010 nucleotides. The record is from the annotation of a GenBank genome assembly. Lineage: Eukaryota; Fungi; Ascomycota; Leotiomycetes; Helotiales; Sclerotiniaceae.